Molecule: messenger RNA, 645 nt
Organism: Aspergillus fischeri NRRL 181
Lineage: Eukaryota; Fungi; Ascomycota; Eurotiomycetes; Eurotiales; Aspergillaceae
Product: HIT family protein
Exons: 1
Coding region: 1-645 (214 amino acids)
Molecular function (GO): catalytic activity
Source: RefSeq, a predicted model, not a curated record
AUGUCCGUCCGAGACCCCGUCCCCGCCAUGUCCGCCGCCCUCAAAGGCGCCCAGAUCUACUUUGGCCCAUUCCUCGUCACCUCCCAGGUAAAGUACCCUCCCAUCCCUCACCGGAAGAUUAUCAGUCUAACAGUCCACAAGGUCUUCCACCUCACACCACUCUCCUUCGCCCUCGUAAACCUCAAACCCAUCCUCCCGGGCCACGUCCUCGUUUCCUCGCGCCGGCGCGUUCCCCGCGUCGCGGACCUGACCGCCGCCGAAACGAGCGAUCUCUUCCUUACCGUGCAGCGGGUCGGACGGAUGGUUGAGCGCGUGUACGGCGCGUCGAGUCUAAAUAUCGCUGUGCAGGACGGGCCGGAGGCGGGGCAGAGCGUGGCGCAUGUGCAUGCCCACAUCAUCCCGCGGAAACGGGCGGAUCUGGACCAUCGGGGUGGGAUAGAUGCGGUUUAUCAUUUGUUGGAUGGGGAGGAGGGGGAUCUGAGGCGGGCGUUUGGGGAGGGGAAGGAGGGUGAGAGGAGGCCGAGAGCGAAGUUCCCUGCUGUUGAUAAUGAGGGGCGGUCGCCGAGGAGUAUGGAGGAGAUGGAGGCUGAGGCGGAGAUGUUGGCGAGGGAGAUGGAGAGGAUGGAGAGGGAGAUUGUGGGGUGA